AUGUACAAAGCUGAAGAUGGGUAUUAUUCAUUGCACCUGGCUUGCGUCACUUCCAAUGUCAUUAAUCCACACUGCUUCUCUCUCACAGGCCUGGCCUUCCUGCUGCACGUGCAGCUAGGAUCCUCCUACAUCCUUUCCUGUUACUUCACCAACUGGGCCCAGUACAGACCAGGAGCUGGGAAGUACUUCCCCACCAACAUCGACCCAUGCCUGUGUGAUCACCUGAUCUAUGCCUUCGCUGGAAUGAGUAACAACCAGAUCAAGACUUAUGAGUGGGAUGACGUCAAACUCUAUGGGGAGUUCAACGGCCUCAAGAACCAGAAUGGAAACCUGAAGACCCUCUUGGCUAUUGGUGGCUGGAACUUUGGAACAGCUCAGUUCUCUGCUAUGGUGGCCAGCUCUGGCACCCGUCAGACUUUCAUCCAGUCUGUGAUCACGUUCCUGAGGCAGUACGAGUUUGAUGGGUUGGACAUUGACUGGGAAUACCCCGGCUCCAGAGGCAGCCCCUCCCAGGACAAGCAGCUUUUCACCACCCUGGUCCAGGAAAUGCAGGCUGCCUUUGAGGCUGAAGCCAGCCAGAGCAACCGUCCUCGUCUCAUGGUGACCGCUGCUGUCUCAGCCGCCAAGGGAACCAUCGACUCUGGAUACCAGGUCGCCCAGGUCUCCCAGUACCUGGAUUAUCUUCACGUGAUGACCUAUGACUUCCAUGGAACCUGGGAGCAGCAGACUGGUGAGAACAGCCCUCUGUACCAGGGACCCGCCGACCAGGGCGCCAUGACCGACUUCAACGUGAACUACGCCAUGAACUACUGGAAGAGCAGUGGUGCUCCCGCAGAGAAACUGCUGGUCGGCUUCCCCACCUACGGACACACCUGGACCCUGGCAAACCCCUCCAACAAUGGUGUGGGAGCCCCAACCGCUGGCGCUGGCCCUGCAGGACCCUACACCAGACAAUCAGGCUUCUGGGCCUACUAUGAGAUCUGCACCUUCAUCAGUCAGGGAGCCACUCAGGCCUGGGAUGCCCCCCAGGAUGUCCCCUAUGCCUACAAAGACAACCUGUGGGUCGGCUAUGACAACGAGAAGAGCUUCAACAUCAAGGCUGAGUGGCUGAAGCAGAACAACUUUGGAGGCGCCAUGGUCUGGACUAUCGAUCUGGAUGACUUCAGUGGCACUUUCUGUAACCAGGGCAAAUACCCCCUGAUCAACACUCUGAAGACCGCACUGGGAACAGGCAGCACAAGCUGUACCCCUCCAGCAAACCCCCUGCCCCCCGUGACUCAGGCCCCUGCACAGCCCAACCCCCCCUCCGGUGGAGGCAGCAGUGGAGGCAGCAGCAGUGGAGGGAGCAGCAGUGGAGGGAGCGGCUUCUGUGCCGGCAAAGCCAGUGGCCUGUACCCUGAUGCAUCCAACAAGAACCACUUCUAUGACUGUGUGAACGGAGAGACCUACAACCAGCACUGUGGGGCUGGCCUGGUCUUUGACACCAGCUGCUCCUGCUGCAACUGGGCUUGAGCACAGACAGUACCCCCUCCCCCCCAACACUGAUUAUCAUUAGUUAAAAACACACAUGUAAUCAG
This is a messenger RNA of Polyodon spathula (Mississippi paddlefish), 1577 nucleotides long. RefSeq names its product acidic mammalian chitinase-like. The transcript has 11 exons. The coding region runs from base 1 to 1512 and encodes 503 amino acids. Gene Ontology annotation, cellular component: extracellular region. The record is from RefSeq and is a predicted model, not a curated record. Gene Ontology annotation, molecular function: chitin binding; chitinase activity. Gene Ontology annotation, biological process: chitin catabolic process; carbohydrate metabolic process. Lineage: Eukaryota; Metazoa; Chordata; Actinopteri; Acipenseriformes; Polyodontidae.